ACAUCAACACCUAAUGCAAUGGCAAUUUCAAAACCGAUUGAAAGCACCACGGAUCAGAACUGUACAGCUACUAACUUUUCAGGCGCUGUGAAAUCGGAUGUUAGUGUUGUACUGGCUACGGCGAUAGUGAGAAUACGAGACCAAUCUGGUGAGCUGGUGCCAGUGCGAGCUUUAUUAGAUACUGGAUCACAAAUUUCGGCCAUUACCAAUCAGUGUGCGAUCCAACUUGGUUUACCACGUCAUAAGGGACGAGUAGAGGUUAGUGGUCUGGCACAGCAGCCCGUACGAACUGUUAAGGGUUCAACCAAUUGUAGCUUUAUUCCUUUGUUGUAUGAUGCACCGCAAAUAUCGGCCACCAACAUUGUAAUAUUACCAAAAAUCACCGCUCUUAUGCCGAAUCAAAAAUUACCCAUUUCAAUUCGUGAGCGAUACGGGCAUCUUCCACUCGCUGACCCCGAUUUUGAUGUACCAGGUUCAGUAGACAUGCUGAUUGGAGGGGAUUUAUAUCCAUUCAUCUUGCAAUCGCGAUCGGAUAUUGUCCAUAGUCCCGGUCUGCCGUCAGCCUUGAACACACAGUUUGGUUGGGUAAUAGUCGGAGCCAUAGAAGGGUCAAGAGAAUACUCUACGGCUUCAUCGUUGGUGGUUCAUGCGGCAUCAGAUAAUCAAAAUAUAGGUGAGCUUUUACAGCGAUUUUGGGAAGUUGAAGAACUUGAUAUAAAGCAUAGCCCAAGCACAGAAGAUGAAGCAUGUGAAAGACAUUUUCAAGAAACAGUAUCGCGGGAUUGUAACGGAAGAUUCCAUGUUGCUUUGCCUUUCAAAUCCAUAAUUUCUAGUUCAAUGGAUAAGGAAAAUACAAAGCAUGACGCUCAUUCAUUAGGCCUAGGAUCGUCCCGGGCAUUAGCUCUGAAUCGCUUAUAUAAUCUUGAACGUCGCCUAAGUAAGGACGAAGAGCUAUAUAACGCCUAUCGUGAUUUUAUGGAUGAAUAUAUUGCACUAGGCCAUAUGAAGUUGGCUGAACGCACCGGAGAAUAUUUCAUACCACAUCACGCAGUUGUAAAACGGAAGGAGAAUGAUAUAAAAAUUCGAGUUGUUUUUGAUGCCUCCGCCCCUUCUUCGUCGGGACGUUCUCUGAACGACUGCUUAGCAACUGGGUCUAAAUUGCAAACCGAUAUCGGUGACAUCUUGUUGCGUUGUCGAUUCUAUAAGUACAUAUUCAUAGCGGACAUAGUUAAGAUAUAUCGACAAAUAUUCGUUCGAAAAGAAGACCGUGUUUACCAACACAUUCUUUGGAGACGUUCACCACACGAGCAAUUGGAACAAGAUAAUGGUCCAGAAUUUCCAUUGGCAAGGCAAUUUCUGCGGUCAUAUACCUAUGUGGAUGACAUUAUUGCAGGGGCCGAUACAAGGGAAGGCAUAUUGAAGGUGCAAUGUCAAGUCGUUGGGUUGUUACAGAAAGGCUGUUUUCAGCUCAGUAAAUGGGCCAGUAAUUGCCCCGAAGUAUUGGAAGGCAUUGCGAAGGAGGACUGCGCCAGUAACCCAUACUAUGAACCUCAUUCUGGACUGGCUAUAAAAAUAUUGGGACUUUACUGGGACCCGUAUGGAGAUACAUUCGGAUACAGGUCAAAUAUUACAGAGAUGCAACCUACAAAGCGAUCAGUACUAUCAGUCCUCGCUCGAUUAUAUGAUCCCAUUGGAACAUUAGGCCCAAUGGUUUUCUGGGCUAAGUGCCUAAUGCAAGAGCUAUGGCGCCAAGGACUGAACUGGGACACUCCAAUUUCCAAUGAGAUCUCUUCCAAGUGGAAUAUGUUCAUAGAAGAACUUACAUCGUUGGCGCACUUGAAGUUACUUCGUCAUAUUAGCAUUGGAAAAUGCAUAAAGGCAUCAAGAGGGUUACUCCCAAGCCAAUUAGUUGCUUCGCAGUUGCAUUUGAAUGGUCCGGAAUUCUUACGGCAGCCUGAAGAACAAUGGCCGAGUCAAACUUUAACAAGACUUCCUUCCGAGCAACUUCCAGAUUACAAACAACCAGUCAAGUGUGUGUUGCAUAUCCUUAAAUGUAAAGAAUCAGAAGAGAUCUUCCGUCGUUUUUCGUCAUUAACGAGAAUGCAACGGACACUCGCGUAUGUAUGGCGCCUCAUUGACCGUUGCAAACGGAGGCCUGUAAGCAGCGGCCCACUUACUCAAAUUGAACUCAAUCGAACACUUCUUAACAUCAUUAAGCUUACGCAAAAUUUUUAUUGGGAAGACUUACGGAAACAGUUAGAAAAUACAUCGGCAUCGAUAACCCCCAAUUCACUUGCUCAGUUGUCACCAUAUUUAGACAAGGAAGGAUUAAUACGUGUCGGCGGUCGACUUCGUUUUUCGCUUCUGACCGAGGAAGCUAAGCAUCCGGUGUUGCUCCCUAAGGCUGCUCAUGUUACGCAGUUAAUCAUAAUCCAUUAUCAUAUGAGCCUUCUAGUUAUGGCUAUGAUUCAAAGGAAAUAUUGGAUUGUGUCAGGACGUGCCGCCAUUCGGAAAAUUAUACAUACAUGUGUUAGAUGUGUGCGCCAUAGAUCUGCUUGCCCACAACCAGUCAUGGCAGACCUGCCACCAGUACGAGUACAGCCUCAUAGACCAUUCGCAUUCGUUGGCAUGGAUUACGGUGGACCGUUUAUUGUGAAAGAAAGCCGUCGACGAGGUGCUAAGACUAACAAGGCUUAUCUUGCUCUAUUUGUGUGUCUGUCAGUAAAGGCAGUCCAUCUGCAAGUGGUGAAGCUGCCUGUGUCCUGAUCAGAAGGUUCUUCUAUCAACCAGUUUUUUUGUAUUUUUUUUAUCAUAUUAUCUAUUUAAUGUAAAGUGGUACAAGAUGUACAAUUCCUUAUUCA
Aphis gossypii (cotton aphid) is the source of this 2861-nucleotide messenger RNA. RefSeq lists its product as uncharacterized. The transcript has 2 exons. The record is from RefSeq and is a predicted model, not a curated record. Gene Ontology annotation, molecular function: aspartic-type endopeptidase activity. The coding region runs from base 19 to 2766 and encodes 915 amino acids. Lineage: Eukaryota; Metazoa; Arthropoda; Insecta; Hemiptera; Aphididae. Gene Ontology annotation, biological process: proteolysis.